Messenger RNA from Strongyloides ratti, 1545 nucleotides. RefSeq names its product Domain of unknown function DUF23 domain-containing protein. The transcript has a single exon. Lineage: Eukaryota; Metazoa; Nematoda; Chromadorea; Rhabditida; Strongyloididae. The record is from RefSeq and is a predicted model, not a curated record. Bases 1 to 1545 code for a protein of 514 amino acids.
AUGAGAAAAGGAAGUUUAUUUGAAAUAGAAGAUAAAAUAUCGACAAAGAAAAAUAAUAAAUUUAUUAAAAAAGAUUUAAAUUGUGAAAGUAACAAGAGUGUAGAAAAAGAAAAAAUUGCUACAAUAAAGCCUUUUAAAAUAUUAAUGGAAACACCAAAUGAUAAAUAUAUACCAAUGGUUGCAUUUGUUAAAAGAGCUUUUUUGAUUUUAAAUAAUACAAUUGAAGUACCUUUAAUUACAACAAAUUCAUUUAUAACAAAUAAUAAAUUAUAUUUAAAGGAAGGAAAUAUUACAGGAAAAAUUCAAUGUCAAUGGGGACCUAAAUGUCCUGAAUAUUAUACUCGUGGAUGUAUUAUUACAGGAUAUAUAGCAACAUUUAAAUUACCAUCAACAAAUGAAUUUUUAUUAAAUAAUUUAUCAUUAAAUACUUUUAAUAAUAUUCAUUUAACUUCAAAAACGUUUAAUGAUUUAUAUACCAUACCAUUAUACAAUUCAUUUUCACCAAUAACUUUAAAACAAACAUUUGUAUAUAAACAUUUUUUAGCAGUAUUUGUUCAACCAAUGUAUUAUAUGAGUGAUUUUCAUGUAAUAAUUCAAUUUUUUGAGUAUUGGAUAAGUCAAGGUGCAACAAAAAUUUAUAUUGCUCGUACAUCAAAUACAAAAGAAGUUGAAACUAUAAUUAAAUGGUAUAAUGAUAAUAAAUGGAUUGAAACAGAAUUUAUUGAAUGGCCAAUAUUACCAAACAUUUAUCGAGAAAGAAGUACAUUGUUUAAUAAAUAUAAUCAAGAAUUUAAUCCAAAUUUAUAUACAUUUCAAUAUGAAGCUAUUUUAUCUAUUUAUGAUGCAAUGCUUUAUAUAAGAAGUUUAAAAGAAAGUAAAUAUGUUGCUGUAUUUGAUUGGGAUGAAAUUAUUGUUAUUCAUGAUAAUAAUACAACAAAUAUUAAAGAAUUUUUAAAAAAAAAUGAAAAUAAUGAUUAUGUAGCAUGGAGUUUUGAGAGUAGAAGAUUAAUGAUUAAAAAUAAUUUUUCUGUAAAUACAUUAGAUGAUAUAAGUUUUUUAUCUUAUGGUGAUGCUAUAAUGGAUAUUAAACCAUUUAAAAGACCAGCAUAUCAAAAAAAUAUUUAUAGACCAGAAUUUAUACAUAGAUUUCAUGUUCAUUUAAUUCAAAAAACAAUUAAAUCUAAAAAUAUUAAUUAUGUUAACAAUAAAAUAGGUGAAAUAUAUCAUUUAAGAAGAAUUCCUGAUAUUGAAGUCAAAUUUAAUACCAUUAGAACAAAUAUUUUACAAGAAUCAGGACAAAUUUGGACACAAAAUUUUAAAAUGCGCCUUCAAAUAGAUUCAUCAAUUACAAAAAAUAAAACGUGGAAUAAUUAUUUUGAUAAAAUAGCUAGAAAGUUAGAGAAUUGUCGUCAAGAAACAUUUAAAGAAAAUUUUUCACAUAAAUAUAAUUUAUGUGUAAGUGUUGAAGCAUGUUCUAAAUAUUUAAAACUUAAUGAACAAUUAGAUUGGAUAACAAGUAAAGAAAAAUGGAUAGUUAUAAAAUAA